UGACACACUAAGGCCUGUGGUUAAAGCUGGCCUCCCCAGUCUGGGGUUAGGAUCCAGGUGUUCCCAAGACACAAUAAAGUAAUUGGAGGUCGAGGAUGGCCGCGGACGUGGAUCAAACAACCCCCGAGGAUGGGCACCGGUCCCGGGUGUCCAGAGUGAUGUGGACGCUGGUCAUGGUCGCUACUGUCCCUCUUCUCGCGUUUGGGAUCAAGUAUUACCAAGAUGCCCAGUUCCUCAAACGACAAGAAGAGAGUGUUCGAACUCUGGGUGCCGAGGGGCUUUUUCUCUUCUCCUCCUUAGACACCGACCAUGACCUCUAUCUCAGUCCGGAAGAGUUUAAACAAAUUGCAGAGAAACUCACAGGGAUUACACCCCCAGUUGAUGUUGAGGAGGAAGUGAUCCAUGACCCUAAUGGAGAAACUUUGACCUUGGAGGCUAAAAUGCAGCCUCUGCUGCUCGACACAAUGACAAAAAGCAAGGAUGGCUUUCUUGGGGUUUCUCACAGCUCUCUGUCUGGCCUGCGCUCAUGGAAGAGCCCAGCUGUGCCUUCCUCUUCCUUCUCUGCCAGCCAGUUCAGGGUCUUCUUGCCCCCAAAGAACAAGGUGGAAGUGGGAGACACGUGGUGGGUGAUUCCCAGCGAGCUCAACAUCUUCACUGGGUACUUGCCAAACAAUCGUUACCAUCCUCCCACACCAAAGGGAAAAGAGGUUUUCAUCCACUCCUUGCUGAGCAUGUUUCAUCCCCGGCCCUUCAUCAAAUCACGUUUUGCUCCUCAGGGUGCAGUCGCCUGCAUUCGUGCCAGCAAUGACUUUUAUUAUGAUAUUGUCUUCAGGAUUCAUGCAGAGUUUCAGCUGAAUGAAGUUCCGGACUUUCCCUUCUGGUUCACGCCGGGGCAAAUGACCGGAAACAUAGUCCUCUCUAAAGACGCUUCUCAUGUCCGCCACUUCCACCUCUAUGUCCCCAGUAACAGGUCUCUAAAUGUGGACAUGGAGUGGCUGUAUGGGGCCAGCGAGAGCAGCAACAUGGAGGUGGACAUCGGAUACCUGCCACAGUUGGAGCUACAGUCCACAGGCCCGUCCACUCCCUCCAUCAUCUUAGACGAGGAGGGUAACAUCAUCGACAGUCGAACCGGCGGGAGCAGCGAACCGAUCCAGUUUGUUUUUGAGGACAUCCACUGGACCGCAGAGAUUAGUCCGCAACAAGCCGCUCACCGCCUGGAGGUCACCUUCUACCCGUUCAAGAAGGUGUCCUACUUGCCCUUUUCUGAGGCCUUUGAGAGAGCUGAAGCAGAUAAAAAGUUGGUACAUUCCAUUCUGCUUUGGGGAGCAUUAGACGAUCAGUCCUGCUGAGGUUCGGGGCGAACUCUUCGGGAGACAGUCCUGGAAAGUUCGCCCGUCCUGGCUCUGCUCAACCAGAGCUUCAUCAGCAGCUGGUCUCUGGUCAAAGAGCUGGAGAACAUGCAGGCUGAUGAUCAGAACCCUGCGUUGAGUGAAAAGGCUCGUUUACACCUGGAGAACUAUAACUUCCCUGUGGAGAUGCUGUUGGCUCUUCCCAAUGGAACUAUUGUCCACCACAUCAAUGCAAACUUCUUCCUGGACCAGACAGCCAUGAAACCAGAGGAGGAAGGAGCCACUUUCAGCUUCUCUGGGGGGUUUGAGGACCCCUCCACUUCAACUUACAUCAGUUUCCUGAAAGAGGGGUUGGAAAAAGCCAAGCAGUACUUGGCACAGUAAAGUGUGUGUGUGUGUUUUUGCGCAUGUGUAUGCGAUAGGGCCCACAAGACUAAAGUGGAGGAAGUCAUCAUCAUUCCUCUGGGUAAUGAACCGAGAUAAUGAAAACCCUCUAACAAUUAGAGGGAAGCUUUCUCAUUUGUGUUGGCAGCUGAAAAAUCUUUUUUGCCUUCUCUCCUCUUUUCUUACUAUUUAUUUAGGCGUGGUCAAAAAUGUUAUACUUAAAAAAAUUAACCAGUAUUUCUAUUGUGCACAGCACAUAUUAAUUACCUACAGGGAAAUAUUACAUCUCAAACCUGUCAAUAUAGUACAUUAUAAUGACAUACAAAAGGCCUCCCAUACUG
Molecule: messenger RNA, 2074 nt
Organism: Scomber japonicus (chub mackerel)
Lineage: Eukaryota; Metazoa; Chordata; Actinopteri; Scombriformes; Scombridae
Gene: selenon
Product: selenoprotein N
Exons: 13
Biological process (GO): calcium ion homeostasis; skeletal muscle fiber development
Cellular component (GO): endoplasmic reticulum membrane
Molecular function (GO): calcium ion binding
Source: RefSeq, a predicted model, not a curated record